GGGAAGUUUACUGCCACUCGCGUCCACAACGGAAAACGUCGCAAGCGACACCAGCAGGACGACCAGUUUUUAGCAGCAGCAGUAGCAGCACAACACAAAUCAGCCACAGAAACACAAGCACGAACAUCAGCAGCUGCAUCAUCAUCGUCCUGAUAACUCUGAGCUGACCAGCAGUAGCGGCAUAACCAGCAACAAUAACCAUCAGCAGUUGUAGCCGCAGCAUCAUCAGCAUCAUCAUCAUCAUAUCCUUCAGCUCACCAGAAACGGCAUCAACAGCAGCAGGAGCUAUCGUGCCAUUCACUUGAACCGGAAAACCAAGGCAAAAGCCAUCAUCAGCACCAGCAGCAGCAACAUCAUCACAACCAAGACCAACACCAGCAGCAGCAUCACCAGCAGCAGCAUCAUCAUCACAACCAGGAGCAGCAGCAGCAGCAGCGGGGUCAUAUCCCUGACUUGACCAUCACGACAGAAGGCGCCCUGGCUCCGGUUCCAAGUCGCCAUGAGGCGCCCGUCUCGCCGCUGGGACGAGGCCGCGUCGGGCACCGGCUCAGCUCCCCCCGCCGCACGCCACGUGGGUGCCUCGGCAUCAGGGCCCCCUGCAUGGGAGCAGCACGGCUCCUUCCUGCUGAAACAGCUGCACGACCAACGCAUCCAGGGCCUGCUGUGCGACUGCACGCUCAUGGUCAGGGGAGUCUGCUUCAAGGCGCACAAGAACGUCCUCGCCGCCUUCAGCGGACACUUCAGGAAGCUGUUUCAGAACUCCAGCAGCCAACGGAGAGACGUGUUCCACAUACAGAUAGACAGCGUUGGUGGUAUUGGCCAAAUCCUUGACUUCAUGUACACCUCACACCUGGAGCUAUCGCAGGAGAAUGCUCACACCAUGCUGGAGCUGGCCACAAACCUGCAGGUGCAGAACAUUGUCAAUGUAUGUUCCAGCUUUCUGGAGUCUCAGAAAAACACAGCGAAGCAGAGCAGUGGCACCUUACAUACCUCCGAAUCACAGUCAGAUGAUUCUAUUACUGAAAAAAGUCACCUUGAAAAUCAGACUGCAUCUGGCCACAGCCAUGUUUUUUCGAAGAAUAAAAAGGCCCCGAAGUUCCCCUUGCUAGCUCGCUGUGCAGGAAAGGAUGAGCAGGAAUCUGUGCAACCUAACGUGAGCGAGGCGACAUUGGUUCAGAGGAACGGUGGCGGGUGUUCCGGAGCGGUUUUGUCAGAUGGAGGAGCAGCAUUGAGCUCGAAACAACAGGGGCGUCAGCGCAGAGUUGUUCAUCCAAAAAAGCGUGAGCUGCUCGAAGCCAGAGAAGCUUCUGACUCUCCACCAGCACAACCACCAUCACCACCACCAAAGACUGUGCCCACUCAUACGCUUAGGAAGAUCAAGGAGAUGACGACGAACAGUAAUGGGACAGAGGUCAAUGGAGGAAGGCACAACUGUUUGCUAGAAGACAAGUCAAAUGAUGUAGAGGCGGCACCAGCAAGUGAGCAGAGCAAAUUGAAGAGAAUGAGGCCUCCGAAGAAGACAUCAUUGAGAGAUGCAAAUGGAACAUCAGCAUCGCAUGAACAAAAUGUCCGGUCAGAUUCUGCGCAGACUAUCGAGAAGUCUUCAGCUGAGAAUAGAAUUGAUCUUCCUUCGGCAGCAGCGACACACAAGACAAAUGUGCCACGCUCUCAGUCUGCUUUAGAGAAGGCAGAUACUUAUGAUAAACAGACCUCAGUUGUAUCUGUAGUUCCAAGUGUCCAAAAAUCGCACGACAUGGCUUCAGAGAAAGCCCCAGCGGAACAGCAAGAACUGUCACUGGUUGGCAAACCCUCCUUGGAGCCGCACGCCACAGGGAGGCAGUAUUUCUGCGAGGACUGCGGAAAAGCGUUUCCUCACCCCAGCAAUCUGGAGACUCACAAGCGCUCUCACACAGGCGAGAAGCCAUACGUUUGCCGACACUGUGGCAGAAAGUUCUCACAGGGUGGGAAUCUGAAGUUACAUGUGCGGCGUCACACCGGCGAGAAGCCCUUCAUGUGCGAUGUCUGUGGCAAGAGAUUUCAUGCAUCCAGUGAGGCUCAACGACACAGCGUCACUCACACGCAAGAGAAGCCCCAUGUCUGUGACAUCUGUGGAAAAGGCUUCAGCAUCUUCAACAACCUGAAGGAGCACAGGCAGGUGCACGCCAGCGACCGCCCCUUCCGAUGUGACUUGUGCGGAAUGUGCUUCCGAGUGCCACGCUGCCUGACCCGGCACCGGGCGCGCCACGCCGGGCAGAAGCCUCACAGCUGCGAGGUUUGCGACAAGAGCUUUUCGGGUGUCGGCGACCUCAAGCGGCACAUGCGGAUACACACGGGCGAGCGGCCGUACGCGUGCGACGUGUGCAGCAAGCGCUUCACACGCUCCGCCAUCCUGCGCCGGCACCGUGCGAUCCACGAGCGCGACCCGGACGCUGACAGCGCCGCCCCGUGCCCCCCCAUCGCCGAGUCACGUGACCCCGGGGUGUCGUUCGCCGAGCUCUUUAAGCGCCCGGCGCCGGCAGGGGCAUCUACCGGGCCGAGCACAGAAGCCCCACAACGGGACCCGGGAGAGCAGCAGAGCUUUCCUAGGACCGACUUCAAUCUGGCGACCUCGUCCUUGUCCGACAAGCUGGCAGCGGAGACCCUGGACGUCAUACCCACACGCACGGUUGAGCACUUCGGUCAGCAGCACAGUCGCGUGGCGGCAUUGACAGAUUACGCGACGCACCAGGCACAGCGUGAGCACCACGUGAAGCCAGUGGAAACGACCUACGUGCAUUCGAUGCAAGGCGAUCAGCAGCAACAGCUGCAGCUGCCUGCUCCGUCAUCCAGUGGCUGCCCCGAUCCACUCGUUCUGCAAGUUGAGGUGUCUACUCCUGCCAGGCCCCACGCUGAUAUGCAUGCGCAGCCUUCUAGUGGUAUGCACUCUCAGAUUUCCAUGCAAUUACAGGCCUGCCCCAGGAUGCCCACGAGCACGCUGCACCAUCGCCAAUCGGCCGUGACUUUAACGAGCUCAAGCCCCCAAGUGGCCGCCCCCUUGACUGCGAUACAUCAGCAGUUUUCUACAAAUCCUUCUGGUGGUGCCACCCGCUCCGGUUCCAAUGGAAUGCCUGCCCAGAUUCCACAUGGUCAUAUGAUGCCGGUCGCGAUCCAGUCGACGGUCACUGAAGCACAGAGUCAGCCGAGCCAUCUGACUUCAGCCGUGGGCCCCACCAUGAUACAAGACAGCCUGCUUCUCAUGUCUCGUAGCUCGCAGGAGCACUCUGGGACCAUGCCGCAUGUCGGCAGAGGGAUUGCUCCACACUUGCAUUCAAACCCCCGGGAGGUGAUGCGGGGUGGUGUGCAGGAUGAAGACGGUGCGAGCGAAGGUCAGCAGCUGCACACGGAAGUUGGGCGGAGUUUGGAACUCAUCAGCAGCCUGGCUUUACUGGAACCAGGAUACCGUGGCCAUGAGCUUUAUCCAGCACCUGCGACUGGGCAGCCACUCUGGGGGCAUAGUUCCAAACAACAACCCCAUGAAAGGGGCGGCACUCAUUGAGGAGUUGUAUAAAAAAAAAGUCUCUACUUACAAUGCGCAAUUAAUAGUUUACUUAUUUUUCUAUAUUAUUGUAAUGUAUAUUUUUCUUCCUUGAAGGAAUGGUGCUAAAUUGAGAACGCUGUUCAUCGAUAGAAAACAAAUGGAAGUAGCGAUGGUGAAUCAUAUUUGGACCUGUUUGUCACAGGCGUUCAGAUGGACAUACUUUAUUCACCCCAAAACAGCCAUUUCUGUAUUUUAGCAGAUUUUAAAGUGUUCCCAGGGGUUUGAUUUUCAAUAACUUUUUUGGAAAUGCCACUGAAUAUCAUAAUCCAAUAUAAGAAGUUUGUGAGACUUGUAUAUCGUUGGGUUUUUAAAGAUAGCAGUGACUUAAAAUAUUCCAUCGCUGGCUGAUCAUCUGAUGCCACCGAGACCAAGAUUAAAGAACCAUUUGGAAGAGGGUUUUACGCAUAUAAUUUUGUCACUGUACUUUCACAUUUUGCAAUGUUUCCCUUAACACAGCUUAAAAGUACAAAAUAAAUAUUAUGUAAUAAAUAUGUUCAUGUCUGGGUGACUCAGAGGUCGAGUGCUGAACUGGCGCUGCUGAGAUCCUGGCUUCGAAUCUGGACAGUCACCUGCGAUUAAACUGCUUCUCAAGUGCAGUGUGCUGAUGGUCUCAGCUCCGUAACAAAUGACUGCACAAUAAACCAUCAUGUCCAACGUAAGACUUGGUGAUUACAUAUGAUUUUGUUUAUAGGCUUUGGCAG
Lethenteron reissneri (Far Eastern brook lamprey) is the source of this 4278-nucleotide messenger RNA. Its product is annotated as zinc finger and BTB domain-containing protein 49-like. The record is from RefSeq and is a predicted model, not a curated record. Gene Ontology annotation, biological process: regulation of transcription by RNA polymerase II. Gene Ontology annotation, molecular function: RNA polymerase II cis-regulatory region sequence-specific DNA binding; protein binding; DNA-binding transcription factor activity, RNA polymerase II-specific. NCBI's taxonomy places the organism in Eukaryota, Metazoa, Chordata, Hyperoartia, Petromyzontiformes, Petromyzontidae.